CCAAGACUCAGUCGAGCAUGCUGAUUGGUUGUUAUUUUUUGAGUGAGGAUUUUGUUUUUGAGUGGUAUUGUGUGUAUGUCUGAGCUGGGUUUUUUUUUCAGGAAAAACAAAGAAAGGGGGAUUUAUAUUUUCCUGGGAAACGGUAAAAAAAAACAAAACAAUAGAAAAAAGAACGAAGGAACAUACGAACAACAAAAAGAAAAGAAAAGAAAAGAAAGACCAAGGGGCAGACUCUGGCUUCUUUCCUUCUCUUUCUUCACAGUUCAGCCUCAAUGAUCUGGGAGCGUCUCAAAAGGGAAAACUAAACAGGACUGCCAUAUUUUUAAAUUUUUGGAGGAUUUUGCUAUUUUAAAAGGUUAAAAAAAACAACACUUCUUUAUUAAGCCGGUCCAUGCUCUUCUCCUCCUCCUUCCCUCUCACCUCCUCCUUCUGCUCUUCUCACUCCCUUUCCUCUCUUGAAUUAACCUCAUCACGCCUUUAGGCUUCAGAAUUCAUCCUCAGUAAAGAAAUCUGUAUUUUAUUUGCAUAAAUAUAUAACUUCUAGAUAUUACACACCUUUUUUGGUAAAGAAUCAGAGGGAAUAUUUCAAACCCGUCCCUGAAAAACAGACCUUCUACAGAAAAAUAAGGGCAGAGAGUGGCACAGGACUCUCCCGGAGAGGGGGGAACACGAUGGGACACUUUCCAAUCCCAGUCCCAUCUCAGGGAGAUGAGUGAACAGCAACAACAACCCACAAAGGCACUUAAAUACAGGGGUAGCGGGAUUCGCGGGUCGGAGCCCACGUCGUUUGGGGGAAGCAACGAAGUCAUCGCCGUGAUGUCAUCGGGACUGUGUGACUGCUUCCUGUUAUGUCGUCAUGGCGCCGCGAGGGCUGGGGGGGCGCCGGGGGAACAGGAGUCUCGGGUGCUUUCACGAGAAGCGCUGAUGUCACAGGAUCUCGUGUACCAGGAAAUCUCUGUCAGCUCUCAGCCUGAAACCCAGAACCAAGCCCCGCCCAAGCAAGACCCUGCCUUCACCCCCAACUUCAACACCUUCCACACCUCCACACUGCUGAUUGACAGCAGUAACUCAUCCAAGAGCACAGUGAAGUCCAAUGAGAAAAGAAACAGCACCAUCGUUAAAGAAGUGAAGAAUAGGCUGAGUUUUCUGCUGCAGAAACCUGACCAGUCCUCCAGCGACCAGAACACGUCCAGCGAGGGCAGCUCUGAGAAGCCAGACAAGGAUGACAAGCCAACCUCACAGGAGGCGCUGGAAUGGAGUCGAUCACUCGAGGUGCUCCUGUCCCAUCACCAUGGGGUGGCAGCGUUCCGCUCGUUCUUGCGCUCGGAGUUCAGUGAAGAGAAUAUCGAGUUCUGGCUGGCCUGCCAGGAUUACCGCAGCACCAAGCCAGCCACAAACAUCAUUCCCAAAGCCCGGAAAAUAUUCUCAGACUACAUCGGAAUACAGGCUCCCAAAGAGAUUAACCUGGACUCUGAAACCCGCGAGGCCAUCACGCACAGCCUGGCUCAGCCCACGAGCAGCUGCUUCGAUGCGGCGCAAACGCGGGUCUACAGCCUCAUGGAGAAGGAUUCGUACCCGCGAUUCCUCAAGUCAAAGAUCUACCUGGACCUCGUGAAGCAAGGCGAGAGAUAGGGAGGGAGAAAGAAGCAAAACCUCAAAACCCAAACCCACAAGUCAUUCAUCUGCCCCGUAAAGGGUCUGCACUGCAGACUCUACAUCAAAGACUUGGAGCUGCUGAGCUAAAGGGUCUGCACUGCAGACUCUACAUCAAAGACUUGGAGCUGCUGAGCUAAAGGGUCUGCACUGCAGACUCUACAUCAAAGACUUGGAGCUGCUGAGCUAAAGGGUCUGCACUGCAGACUCUACAUCAAAGACUUGGAGCUGCUGAGCUAAAGGGUCUGCACUGCAGACUCUACAUCAAAGACUUGGAGCUGCUGAGCUAAAGGGUCUGCACUGCAGACUCUACAUCAAAGACUUGGAGCUGCUGAGCUAAAGGGUCUGCACUGCAGACUCUACAUCAAAGACUUGGAGCUGCUGAGCUAAAGGGUCUGCACUGCAGACUCUACAUCAAAGACUUGGAGCUGCUGAGCUAAAGGGUCUGCACUGCAGACUCUACAUCAAAGACUUGGAGCUGCUGAGCUAAAGGGUCUGCACUGCAGACUCUACAUCAAAGACUUGGAGCUGCUGAGCUAAAGGGUCUGCACUGCAGACUCUACAUCAAAGACAUCAGCAUCAUAUUUAUCCUGCAAGUGCAGCCAGUCCACCAGAGUGUGACCCUCCCCAGUGCAGGUGAGAAGUACCAUGUUUGCAGAAAAUACUGCCAACAGUAACUGAAACCAAGCCGGACAUUACAGUACAAAGUCAAUUAACCAGACAAUGGGAGUGUGGGCAGUCUUGCUUACCUUCUGAAAACUACUGAAAGCACCUAAGUGUUUCAAAGUGCAACGCUGCCGUUUAGAAACUGUUUUAAACCAAUGAAGAAAUUGACAAUCUGGCUGAUAAGACGUCUGGAUAGUCAUCUCUGUACUGUAUUGUUAUAACAUUGCUAGCUGUGGUUAAGUUGUUUGCCAUUGUCAGUGGGUAGAUGCUGUAAUACGGAAGUAGCUGUAAGGACAGAGAACGCUGGUAAUAUUGUGAACUACAACACGCAGAAAUCAAGAAGAAACACGACAAGGACUGAGCGCUCUUUCAGCUUCUCUCAGUGAGAGUCCGGACAAGGACUGAGCGCUCUUUCAGCUUCUCUCAGUGAGAGUCCGGACAAGGACUGAGCGCUCUUUCAGCUUCUCUCAGUGAGAGUCCGGACAAGGACUGAGCGCUCUUUCAGCUUCUCUCAGUGAGAGUCCGGACAAGGACUGAGCGCUCUUUCAGCUUCUCUCAGUGAGAGUCCGGACAAGGACUGAGCGCUCUUUCAGCUUCUCUCAGUGAGAGUCCGGACAAGGACUGAGCGCUCUUUCAGCUUCUCUCAGUGAGAGUCCGGACAAGGACUGAGCGCUCUUUCAGCUUCUCUCAGUGAGAGUCCAGACUCUUGAAAAACAAUUUGUGAACCAAAAAUACGUAAAGUGAUGUUUUAGGAAAGUGGGCCACAGAACAAAACGAACAAAACAAGAGAAGUAUAAAAAGCCAGCAGCACUGUUUUGCAAUGUUAUAACCUUUCAACCAUUACGAGGUGUGUCGACUGUCCUUUUCUUUGAGUGUGCUCUGAACUCUCCCUCAGCAGGGAUUGUAUUUUCUGGAAGGGACUGGUUCUGACAGAUCUCUUCAGCUGUAUUCAAGUUUCUCAGUACAAACAGAUUCUGACCAGUAAAAACGCUGUGUACAGUUGUAGCAAAUUACUUUCUAAGUUAGAGAUGAUACUUUUGCUGUAACUAAUAGUGUUUCAACAAUUCUACAUAUUUAGCAUCAAUUUUGCUAUAAACAACAGGUACAAAACCAAGUUACCAAGUAAACAAAUAUACUUGUAAAUAUAGUGCUAAGCAGACCCCUCUCUCUCUCUAUUGAAUAGUGCUAAGCAGACCCCUCUCUCUCUCUAUGGAAUAGUGCU
Molecule: messenger RNA, 3541 nt
Organism: Polyodon spathula (Mississippi paddlefish)
Lineage: Eukaryota; Metazoa; Chordata; Actinopteri; Acipenseriformes; Polyodontidae
Product: regulator of G-protein signaling 8-like
Exons: 7
Coding region: 709-1632 (307 amino acids)
Source: RefSeq, a predicted model, not a curated record